Messenger RNA from Didymosphaeria variabile, 861 nucleotides. RefSeq lists its product as uncharacterized. Gene Ontology annotation, molecular function: acyltransferase activity, transferring groups other than amino-acyl groups. The transcript has 2 exons. Lineage: Eukaryota; Fungi; Ascomycota; Dothideomycetes; Pleosporales; Didymosphaeriaceae. The record is from RefSeq and is a predicted model, not a curated record. The coding region runs from base 1 to 861 and encodes 286 amino acids.
AUGCGUGCGCUCCAAGCUCUUGAGCCAAACGUUGUCACAAACAUGGCCCCUGACCACCCCAUCCAAAUAACUAUCCGACCCCUACAAUACGCCGACACAGAGGCUUGUGCUCGCAUUACUGCAUCAGCUUUUUCAACCGAUCGACACACCAUCGUAAAACAGAUCGGUGGGAAGCCAUUCGACAUGUAUGAAGUCUCUCGGACUAGGUUUCUCGCCACGCUGCACAGGAAGAACUACAUCUACGUUAAAGCGGUCGAUGACGCGAGAAAUAUUGUUGGGCAUGCGGGGUGGGGAUUCAGAGGGGUGGAUGAGGAGAAGAUUCCGUGGAAAGGACCAGAUGAUGAGUUGGUGACUGGAGAGGGGAGAGCUUCACAGAAAGAUGAAAGAAAGUGUAAGGAUAAUAUUAGUGUAGCAAAAGUGGAAAAGGAUUCGCUUGGAGACGAAGAGAAGGAAGGCAUCGACCGUCUUCAUGCCCUGGAAGACGCAGACAUGCAGCACACCAUGGCCUCACUGAUGCCGCCUGGCAUCUCAUGCAUGUACAUCUCUGGCCUCAUCAUCUCUCCAGAACACCAAUCUCACGGUGUAGGCAGCGCGCUCAUUAAGUAUGGUAACGCGAUAGCAGACCGCCUUGGUGUCUUCACUUGGGUGCAUUCGUCCGAUCAGGCUUGGAAGGCUUAUGCAAAGUUUGGGUACGAGGUUGUGAAGGAGCUUGAGAUUGAUCUGGAUGAGUAUGCGCCUUCGCCGCCGGAGAAAGCAUGGGCGGAGAAGUUGAAAGGGACGGGUGAGGGGGUGACGGCGGAGAGAUGGGGGACGUAUGUUAUUAGGUAUAUGAAGAGGCUGCCUGAGAUAAAAGGUUUGUGA